AUUACCAACCGAAACCUACCCAGGGGGGUCCGGGGUUAUCGCUCGCCGCUUCCCCAUUGGUCCCCGCACCAAGCGACGCUUCGAAAACAACUCAAAAGAUUGCAACCACCAACAGCAACUCCAUUUACCAUCACCAAGUGCUCAUCAUAAAAUGUCGAAAAACGUGCUCGUUAUCGGAAGCGGCGGUCGCGAACACGCCAUCACGUGGAAAAUCUCGCAAAGCCCCCUUGUUAAGAGCAUCUACGCCGCCCCCGGAAGCUACGCCAUUCAACAGGUGGCCAAAGCACAGAAUGUUGACCUCAAUGUCAAGGACUUCAAGGCGAUUUCGAAAUUUUGCAAAGACAAUCAAGUCUCGUUGGUGAUUGUGGGGCCCGAGGACCCCCUCGCCAACGGCAUUGCGGACGCUUUGACCCAUGACGGUGUCCCGGUGUUUGGGCCCCCCAAAGACGGGGCCCGGAUUGAGUACGACAAGGACUGGGCCAAGGCGUUCAUGGACAAGCAUGGGAUUCCCACUGCGCGCUGGAAGUCGUUCAAAAACGGAAACGAAGCAAAAAAAUUCAUCAAUAGUGCCGAUUUUCCCGCGCUUGUUGUCAAGGCCAGUGGCUUGGCGGCGGGUAAGGGGGUGGUGGUCGCCGCCUCCAAGCAAGAGGCCUGCGCCGCCGUUGACGAAAUCCAAUCCAGGUUUGGCACAGCUGGUGAAACUGUCGUAAUUGAGGAGCUCCUAACGGGUGAAGAAGUCUCAGUUUUGGCCUUUUGUGAUGGCAACACUGUCAAGCCCAUGUUGCCGGCGCAGGACCACAAACGCAUUUUCGACAAUGACAAGGGCCCCAAUACCGGAGGCAUGGGGGCCUAUUGUCCGUGCCCCCUCCUCGACCCCCCACAGCUUGACUUCGUCAAGAAAAACGUCCUCCAACGAGCUGUUGAAGGUUUCAAAAAAGACAAAAUCAAGUUUGUUGGGGUUCUCUACGCCGGCUUGAUGCUCACACCUGGUGGGCCUAAAGUUCUCGAAUUCAAUUGUCGCUUCGGGGACCCUGAGACCGAAGUCAUACUUCCGUUACUUGACUCCGAUUUGUACACAGUUAUGAGCGCGUGUUGCACCGGAAGUUUGGAUAAAGUUGAUUUGUGUUGGAAGAGCGGGCUUCAUGCAGUUGGCGUGGUGAUGGCGUCGCGGGGAUACCCCGAAACGUCGAGUAAAGGUCAGGUGAUCACUCGAAUUGAUGACGUCAACGUACGCACCAAUCACGUCGUGUUUCACUGUGGGACCGCCCUUAAGGACAAAUUGGUGACCAAUGGCGGGCGGGUAUUGAUUGCCGUGGCCUUGGCGCCGCAGUUGGCCUUGGCUGCGGCACAGGCGACUAAAGCGUGUGAUGUUAUUCAAUUCGAUGGCAAACAAUUCAGACGCGAUAUAGCCCAGAAGGGGAUUUCAAGGGCGAUUCUAGACAGUGGCAAACUCACAUAUAAGGCCAGUGGGGUUGAUAUAACCGCCGGAAAUGAUCUAGUUUCACAUAUCAAACCCCUAGCCAAGUCUACCAACCGUUCCGGCGUUAUGGGAAGUUUAGGGGGUUUUGGUGGUUUGUUUGAUACCAAGGCGGCCGGGUUUAGGGACCCGCUUCUCGUGUCAGGGACUGACGGUGUUGGCACCAAACUCAAAAUUGCCCAAGAAAUGGGGAUUCAUGACACUAUUGGUAUUGAUUUGGUCGCGAUGUGUGUCAAUGAUGUGCUAGCACAUGGGGCUGAGCCUUUAUUCUUCUUGGAUUAUUUUGCAUGUGGGAGUUUGGACGUUAAGGUGGCCAAGGAGGUCGUCAGUGGCGUUGCUGAGGGGUGCAGGCAAGCAGGGUGCUCUCUAAUAGGUGGCGAAACGGCCGAAAUGCCCGACAUGUACCCCCCUGGCGAGUACGACGUUGCCGGUUUCGCAGUCGGCGCCGUCGAACGCGACCAAUUAAUGCCCCGAAUCGCGUCCAUCCAACCCGGUGACGUCAUUUUAGCCCUCCCAUCGUCGGGGGUUCACAGCAACGGUUUCAGUCUAGUGCGCAAAAUAAUGAAACUGGCGGGAGUCUCCUACCGGGACAAAGCCCCCUUCAGCAAAACGGGAAAAACUUUCGGAGAGGAACUGCUAACCCCCACAAAACUUUACGUCAAGAGUGUCAUUCCGGCGGUUAAAACCGGCAAAGUCAAGGCUUUCGCGCACAUAACCGGCGGCGGUUUAACCGAAAACAUCCCCCGGGUUUUACCCGAAAACCUGGGCGUGGAACUGGACGCGGAGCGGUGGCAAAUACCCGAAGUGUUCGCAUGGCUGGCAACCGCAGGUGGUGUAAACCAGGCUGAAAUGCUCCGUACUUUCAACUGCGGAGUUGGGGGUAUUUUAGUUGUUGAUCCGAAAGACGAAGCGGAAAUCACCAAAUUAGUAUCAUCGCACGGGGCUGUGAAAAUCGGUCAAGUGGUCAAAAAAAGUGACGAUCAAGUCAUAGUUAAAAACUUCUCGAAAGUGAUGGAGAUCCGCAUGAAGCCGUUCGUACCAACCUUGGUGACAAAAAUCGCAAACAAGAUGCGAAUCGGUGUGUUAAUCUCGGGCAGUGGUACCAACCUGCAGGCCCUAAUCGACGGGACGCAAACCGCAGAUUUAGGGGCGGAAAUAGUCCUUGUCAUUUCAAACAAAGACAAUGUUGAAGGGUUAAGAAGGGCCGAAAGGGCCAACAUCCCCACUAAAGUGAUAAGUCACAAGGCGUACCCGAACCGCGAGGACUUCGACCGUGCCCUUCACAACGAAUUGGUUUACGCUGGGGUUGAGUUAAUCUGUCUUGCCGGUUUUAUGCGUAUUUUGACUGGGGAAUUCACCGCCAAAUGGAAGGGCAAGUUGAUCAACAUCCACCCGGCCCUUUUGCCCUUGUUCAAGGGCACGCACGCGCAAAAGCAGGCCCUUGAAGCGGGUGUCCGCAUUAGCGGAUGUACGGUACAUUUUGUGGAGGAGGCCGUGGAUGGGGGGCAUAUUAUCACGCAAGAGGCCGUCCCUAUAGAGCUCGACGAUACUGAGGAGACUUUGACUGAGAGGAUCAAAACGGCCGAACAUAAGGCGUUUCCGAGGGCGCUUGAGUGGGUGGCGAAGGGGAAAGUUAGGAUCGGUGAAGAUAAUAAGUUAGUUUGGAAGCUGUGAUUGUGUGACCUUUGAAAAAUGUAAAUAAACUAGUUUUACUUGA
Tribolium castaneum (red flour beetle) is the source of this 3194-nucleotide messenger RNA. It is a transcript of the gene Gart, whose product is annotated as GART trifunctional enzyme. Gene Ontology annotation, biological process: 'de novo' IMP biosynthetic process; adenine biosynthetic process. The record is from RefSeq and is a predicted model, not a curated record. Bases 152 to 3151 code for a protein of 999 amino acids. The transcript has 7 exons. Gene Ontology annotation, molecular function: phosphoribosylglycinamide formyltransferase activity; phosphoribosylamine-glycine ligase activity; metal ion binding. Gene Ontology annotation, cellular component: cytosol. NCBI's taxonomy places the organism in Eukaryota, Metazoa, Arthropoda, Insecta, Coleoptera, Tenebrionidae.